Messenger RNA from Ficedula albicollis (Collared flycatcher), 1884 nucleotides. RefSeq names its product protein kinase (cAMP-dependent, catalytic) inhibitor alpha (gene PKIA). Gene Ontology annotation, cellular component: cytoplasm; nucleus. Gene Ontology annotation, biological process: negative regulation of cAMP-dependent protein kinase activity. The coding region runs from base 24 to 254 and encodes 76 amino acids. The record is from RefSeq and is a predicted model, not a curated record. The transcript is spliced from 2 exons. Lineage: Eukaryota; Metazoa; Chordata; Aves; Passeriformes; Muscicapidae. Gene Ontology annotation, molecular function: cAMP-dependent protein kinase inhibitor activity.
UGCUAUGUGGAUAUUUGUUAGCAAUGACUGAUGUGGAAUCUACAUAUGCAGACUUUAUUGCUUCAGGAAGAACAGGUAGAAGAAAUGCAUUGCAUGACAUCCUUGUGUCCUCUCCGGGUGGGAACUCUAGUGAACUAGCCUUAAAGUUAUCAGAGCUUGAUAUAAACAAAACAGAAGGAGAAGGAGAUGCACAACGAAAUCCAAGUGAGCAAACCGGGGAGGCCCAAGGGGAGGCAGCAAAGCAAGAAAGCUGACAUCCGACUUUGACCGAGUGGAGCAGCUGCUGGAUGUUUUCAGGCUACAAGAGUGUGCUGGAACAAAUUUGUUUCCAUGAGCAAGCUGGUAGAAAAGAAAGUGCAUGUGUCUUCACUGCUGGAACCCACUCAACACAAUGCUAAAAAUCUGGGUACAAGCUGUGACAGAAGACAGAAUUUUCUCUACCUCUGUCAUUAGCAAUGGUUGAACAUGUAUUGAUUUUUUGGGAUAGUGUCAUCAGAUGGAUCCCUUCAUAAUGACUACUCGAUGGGAACACUUUUAGAAAGUAGAACAGGUAAAUCUUGUAGCAAAUGGCCUUUGAAGCAUCAGAGGAUCUAAUUGUGUAUCUUAAGCAAAGGCUUGUGUGAUCCUCAGAGUCUAAAAUUCUCUGGCCAAAGUGUUUGCCCAUUAUAAGAACUAUAAAGAAAGCACUGUUUUUAGAACUUUGCAUCUGUUUUACAGCUCUGUUAUUUACAAUGGUUUUUGUAUUGUACGACUUAGAUGCUCCACACUGCCCCUUCUCAACUGCUUAUGAAGAAUAUUUCUGUUACUGUGAAUUUUUCUACCACACGUUUUGAAAGGGCUGGUUUUCUGCAUAAGGUGGUGAUGUGCACAUGAUAGAUCUGAACGUCAACCGCUAGAUUGAUUAUGCCUAAACCUAAAUGACUCAGCAACACUCUGAUUUGUUACUAGAUGAGCCUUCAAAACGAUUUGUUAAUGUGAAUACUUGAGCGUUUGUUGUGUCCUUGGUACAGUUUUGCCACUCGCCUGUAGUUAGUUGCAUAUCAGAGACUCAAAUUGAAUCUUUUAUGUUAUUCUUCCCCAUUUUUCUAAUUUUGGUCCCAAUUUCUUAAUCUUUCUCUGAGAUAUUUUUUUAAAAUGUUAUUCCAAGUAUUUUAUUGUUACAGUAGUUUUAAGAAUACAUUUAUAACCUUAUAUGGGUUAAAAUUCAAACUAAUUCCAUGGUGCUAGAGGUUUUCCUGAUCCACAUUGUAAAAGUUAGGCCUUGUUUACACAUGGGAAAAUAACUGGCGUAGGUUAUUGCCAAUUGUGUAUUCUGAAAUGAGUUUUAGACUGCAGUAUAGUCCAAUGAGUGGCUCCUGGGCUGGAUCCAGCCAGGGGUUCGAUUUUUACAAUUCCUUGCCUUUGUCUCGGUUGAUCAGGCUGUUGAGUUUCCACAGCCAGUAACCUGCUACUGAUGCACCAGAACAGCCAAGUGCUGCAGUCUGCUACAGUAGCCUUGUGGCUUGCAGCUGGAAAGGGAGGUGAGAGACUUGGCAUCUAGCACCCAAAGACUAGGUUUUUUCCCAUUUCAUCUAUUCCAAAAUGACAGUCCAAACUGGGCCUCCAUCAAAAUACCAGGAUAGCUUGUCCAUCCAGGACAUCACUUAAAAUGUCUGCAAAUUUAUAACCUGUUCUGCAGUAGCUAUUGCUGAUUGAUUUGUUUUUCCCCCUCAUCCUGCCCCAAUAGACAAGGCCAUACAUGAGGCUGAAUGCUGCAAAAUGGGGCAGCCACACCUCUGUGUGACUAAGGUGAGUGAAGAGAGUGACUGAUAGUAAACCAUGGCAAUCACACAAGCACCAAUCACAAGGUCAGAAGAUCUGUUUUCUUUUAUUAUUAGGAGGUGA